Molecule: messenger RNA, 1895 nt
Organism: Ceratosolen solmsi marchali
Lineage: Eukaryota; Metazoa; Arthropoda; Insecta; Hymenoptera; Agaonidae
Product: prolow-density lipoprotein receptor-related protein 1
Exons: 9
Coding region: 1-1746 (581 amino acids)
Biological process (GO): proteolysis
Molecular function (GO): protein binding; serine-type endopeptidase activity
Source: RefSeq, a predicted model, not a curated record
AUGAAUAAACUAUUGAUAGAAAUUUUAACAGGAUUAAACAAACGUUCACAGUAUUUGGCACCAAGUUUUGUAGACUGUGUUGAUCAAAGCGAUGAGAGUAUAGAAAUUUGUCAAAAUUAUGUUUGUCCUAAUCAUACAUUUAAAUGUUCUUAUGGUGGAUGUAUUCAUGAUGAAAUUGUUUGUGACGGUAUUAAAGAUUGUAUUGAUGGCAAGGACGAAGCUAAAGAUUUAUGCACUGCACUUAACUGCAAAAAUGACGAUUGCCGAAAAUAUACUUGCAAAAAUGAUGAGUUUAGUUGUGAGAAUACUGGCCAAUGUAUUCCAAUGAAUAAAGUUUGUGAUGGUACACAUCAGUGCCAAGAUGCAACGGACGAAAAAAGCGAUAUAUGUAAAAAUCGUAGUUGUUCCAAAGAUUACUUUCGUUGCGCUUAUGGUGGCUGCGUACCGUCAAGCUCACAGUGCAAUCUUCGUGCUGAUUGUUAUGAUUGGAGUGAUGAGGAUGACGAUACAUGUGGGAAUUCAUUACCAGAAGGUGCAUGCAAUCUUCCUCUUGUAGAACCUGGAACAUGGUACAAUGUCGGAAAUUGCGAGCGUUGCCGCCCUGGUAGUACAGUACCAGAACUUACAAGACUUGAAUUUAAUUGUUAUGGAAAUACAAGCAUAGAGGGUGCCAGUAUAGCAUACUGUCAAGGUAGUCGAUGGCUUCCAUCUCUUCCUACUUGUUUAAGUGCUUCUAGCACAAAGAAAUGUCCCAUAGUAAAUUCACCUGGAGCGAUACAAUACUGUGAAAUAAAACAGGGUGUCAAAGCAGGUUUAACAUCUUGCAAUCAUCCGGCAUCAAUUGGUACAAGAAUAUCAUUGAAAUGCCAUCAUUUCUAUGAAAGAGAACGAGGCUCGUCUCAUAUAACAUGUUUACACGAUGGUACUUGGAGCCAAAUACCUCUCAGUUGCCGACCAACUUGUGGAAUAAGAACAUCAGCAUUAGCAACUAUGAUUAUAAGAGGUUGGAAACCAUCACCUAAAGAAGAUAUUCCAUGGCAUGCAACGUUAUUUUCUUAUGAAAAUGGAUUAUGGAAUUUCUUUUGUGGGGGUACGUUAAUAACUGAAAAAAUUGUGCUUACAGCAGGUCACUGCAUUUGGAAAACUUCACCUGACACCAUCAAAGUGUUGUUAGAUAGUAAUUCAAGUAAUUUUACAAAUCAAAAUAAAGAAACUCAGAUACGAGAUAUUGAUCGAAUUGAACUUCAUGGCUCGUACCAAGACUAUGAAGGAAAUUAUGGUUCUGAUUUAGCCUUGUUAAUUUUUAAAAAUCCAGCUUUAAUAAAUCCCCGUGUGCUUCCUGCUUGUAUUGAUUGGUCCAGCCGAUAUGAUGUAACUCAAAGAAUAGGUGAAGUUGGUUUCAUUGCUGGAAUGGGUGUAACCGAAAACGAUACAUUCAGUUCGAAUUUACGAAUAGUCUCUGCCCAAAUUAUAUCUGAGGAUGUCUGUCGUAAGAAAGAAAUGCCAGAUUUUCGAAAAUACUUAACCUACACAUCUUUUUGUGCUGGAUGGGCUAAUGGAACUGCUGUUUGCAACGGUGAUAGUGGUGGUGGUUUUCUUUUACAACGACCUAAUACAAAUAUUUGGGAGGUUCACGGAAUCGUUUCUUUGAGUCCUAGACGUUUGGGUGGCUUUUUAUGUGAUCCAAAUUAUUACACUGUCUUUACAAAAAUAGGGAAAAGAAGUAAUGAGAAGUCGAGAAGAUAAUUAAUUAAAUAUUCCUAAAACGAUUUCCAAAAUAGAAAAGGUGGUCAAAAACAAUUCGAAGAUAAUAAAUAGAUGUGAGGAGUACAUCAUAUAAGAAUAGUAUUUUCUGUUAAAAAGUGAAUACAUAAAUAAAAAAACUUUUAAUUGAA